CUUUGGGAGCUGAACACUUUUCCCAGACACUUUCACGUGGGGCACAAAGAAGGCUUUGAAGCUUCUAUUUCUUAAGCACAGCAGCGACUCAAAAUGCCUGAGAAGAUGGUCACGAUCUUUGGAGUCUCAACCGUACUUGGGAUACUGUUUGCAGCCUCUCAAGCCUUUAAAGUCGAGAUCUCUCCUGAAUACAGAACGAUUGCUCAGCUUGGAGACUCCAUGUCCCUGACUUGCAGCACCACAGGCUGUGAGUCCCCAUCUUUCUCUUGGAGAACCCAGAUAGACAGUCCGCUAAAUGGGAAGGUGCGGACUGAGGGAACCAAGUCCAUCCUGACCAUGGAUCCUGUCAGUUUUGAGAAUGAGCACUCGUACCUGUGUACAGCAGCAUGUGGCUCCGAGAAACUGGAGAGAGGAAUCCAGGUGGAUAUCUACUCAUUCCCUAAAGAUCCAGAGAUUCAACUGAGUGGCCCGCUGGAAGUUGGGAAGCCUGCCACGGUCAAGUGUUUGGCUCCUGAUGUUUACCCAUUUGACAGGCUGGAGAUGGAGCUAUUGAAAGGUGACCACCUCAUGAAGACUCAGGAGUUUCUAGAAGACAUGGAGAAGAAGUCUCUGGAAACCAAGAGUUUGGAAGUGACCUUUACUCCUGUCAUUGAGGAUACUGGAAAAGUUCUUGUUUGCCGAGCUAAAUUACACAUUGACCAAAUUGAUUCUGUACCCAAAGAAAGGGAGACUGUCAAAGAAGUGCAAGUCUACACCUCCCCAGCGAAUACGGUCAUCUCCGUACAUCCCUCCACUAGGCUUCAAGAGGGCGAUGCUGUGACAAUGACAUGUUCCAGCGAGGGUCUACCAGCUCCUGAGAUUUUCUGGCUCAAGAAAUUAGAGAAUGGAAUUCUACAGCCGCUCUCAGGCAAUGCAACCCUCACCUUAAUUGCUAUGAGGAUGGAAGAUUCAGGAAUUUAUGUAUGUGAAGCGGUUAAUCUGAUUAGGAGAGACAAAGCAGAGGUGGAAUUGAUUGUUCAAGAGAAGCCAUUUACUGUUGACAUCUCCCCUGGACCCCGGGUUGCUGCACAGAUUGGGGACUCGGUUGUCCUGACAUGUGCUGUUGUUGGCUGUGACUCCCCUUCUUUUUCUUGGAGAACCCAGAUAGACAGCCCCCUCAAUGGGGAGGUGAGGAGUGAGGGGGCCAAGUCCACACUGACACUGAGCUCUGUGAGUUUCGAGAAUGAACACUCUUACCUGUGCACUGUGACCUGCGUGCGGAGGAAACUGGAAAGGGGAAUCCAGGUGGAGGUCUACUCAUUCCCGGAAGACCCGGAAAUUGAGAUGAGUGGGCCCCUUGUGCACGGGAGCCCCGUCGUUGUUAACUGCACAGUCCCGAACGUGUACCCUUUUGACCAUCUGGAGAUUGAAUUACUGAAGGGGGAGACUACGCUGAUGAACAAAGAUUUUUCGGAGGAAAUGGGCAUGAAAUCCCUAGAGACCAAAAGUUUGGAAAUGACCUUCAUCCCCACCAUGGAAGAUACUGGGAAAGCUCUUGUUUGCCUGGCUAAAUUACACAGUGGCGAAACGGAAUCUGAACCCAAACAAAGGCAGAGUACACAGACUCUUUAUGUCAAUGUUGCCCCCAGCAAAACCACCAUCUGGGUCAGCCCCUCUCCUGUCCUAGAGGAAGGCAGUCCCGUGAACUUGACCUGUUCAAGCGAUGGUAUUCCAGCUCCAAAAAUCCUGUGGAGCAGACAGCUAAAUAAUGGGGAAAUGAAGCCUCUUUCUGAAGAUACUACACUCACCUUAAUGUCUACAAAAAUGGAAGAUUCUGGCAUCUACGUGUGUGAAGGGAUUAACCAGGCUGGAAUCAGCAAAAAGUCAGUUGAACUGAUUAUCCAAGGUGAGCAGGUCUCUCCAAAAGACAUACAGCUCACAGCCUUUCCUUCUGAGAGCGUCAAAGAGGGAGACACUGUCAUUAUCUCCUGCACUUGCGGAAACGUGCCCGAAACAUGGAUAAUCCUGAAAAAAAAAGCAAAGACAGGAGACUUGGUGUUAGAAGCGGUUGAUGGCUCAUACACCAUCCGAAAGGCACAGCUGCAGGACGCUGGAGUGUACGAGUGUGAAUCUAAAACUGAAGUUGGUUCACAACUAAGAAGUUUAACACUUGAUGUGAAAGGAAGAGAAAAUAACAAAAACUAUUUUUCUCCUGAACUCCUUGCGCUCUACUGUGCAUCCUCCUUGAUAAUACCUGCCAUCGGGAUGAUCAUUUACUUUGCAAGAAAAGCCAACAUGAAAGGAUCAUACAGUCUGGUGGAAGCACAGAAAUCAAAAGUGUAGCUGAUGUCUGACAUGUUCGAGAAAAAGACAUUAUUUAUAAACCCCAGACUUUUAAUACUCUUUAUCAUUCCACCUCUCCACUCCCCCAAACCAAGCUAAGCACUCAGACUUCCCAGAACCCUUCUCAGUAGAGAAGGAAAAAAAGUGGCUACUUGAGACCUUGCUGAAUGCAAGAAGUCAACCAGAAAUGUUCUGCGUGACAAGUCCCUAUCAUUGAAGUGACUGGAAAAGUCCCAUGAUGUGUAUAUAAAUAGCAUAGUCUGUAUAUAUGUAAAAUAAAAUUAUGCCAUCUCAAGGCUUUUAGAAUAGCAGCACUCCGUGUGCUGGUCAGAAUGUAAUCAGAAAGUGUUGCUUGGACUGACUGUUGGAGCUUAAUGCAUCUUAGGAAAGUUUAAUAUUAAUAUUAACGUUGACUAGGCAGCUGACCAGUGUCACCUUUUUAUGCUUUAUUUUCUUCAACCUAAUUUUAUUCCUAUGAAUUUUAUUGACAGUGAUUUCAUGUUUUAAAAAGAAGCCAGGGUUUUAUAUUUUUAUGGGCAAAUGGUAAAAAGGUCACUGGGUUGACUUUCAGGUACUAUAUUCCUAAUGAUUAAUAAGUUUUUUCUACAUGGUACAGUAUGGUACAGGGAUGUGUUUCUUCACUGGGAUCUUGUGUAAUAACUAACAUGCUUUAGAAGGCAACUUCUUUUGACUGAUCUUUUAUAAAUAGAACAGUAAACUGAAAUUUUCUGAACAUGGAAGAGUUGUGCUUCGUUUGUAAUAAAUUGUCUCUUUUAA
Messenger RNA from Psammomys obesus (fat sand rat), 3099 nucleotides. It is a transcript of the gene Vcam1, whose product is annotated as vascular cell adhesion molecule 1. Gene Ontology annotation, molecular function: integrin binding. Gene Ontology annotation, cellular component: membrane. NCBI's taxonomy places the organism in Eukaryota, Metazoa, Chordata, Mammalia, Rodentia, Muridae. Gene Ontology annotation, biological process: cell-cell adhesion. Bases 94 to 2322 code for a protein of 742 amino acids. The transcript is spliced from 9 exons. The record is from RefSeq and is a predicted model, not a curated record.